CCACAAAACAGGAGGGGAACAGUAGUCAGUAGCGGAAAUAUUUGCAAGUUUCAACUCUUCUGUUCGAAGCUUGUUCGUUAACCUCCUUCCGGAAGUGACAAGGGGAAAUCGCUGCUUGAUUGAACGAGCUACUUCAGUGAAUUAGCCAAGGAUUCAGGAAGUUGGGAAGCAAAGGAGGGCAGGAUGGCCGAUCAAGGAUUGAACCAGAGGAUAAAAGAGGACAAUCCUCAGUUAGCAUCAGUACUGAAAGAAAUGAAAGGAGGGUUGGAUUUGGUGAGAAGUAAAGUUGAAAGCUUGACUGCUAAGGUAAAAGCUAAUAAUUAUCCUACAGCUGAUGGGAUAAGCUACCUAGAGGCUAAAAAUUUGUUGCUUCUUAACUAUUGCCAAUCGCUGGUGUACUACAUACUUCGUAAGGCAAAGGGUUUGUCAGUUGACAAUCACCCUGUUGUUCAAAAGCUUGUCGAGACGAGGUUGUUUUUGGAGAAGAUACGACCAAUUGACAAAAAACUUGAAUAUCAAAUUCAAAAGCUCACAAAGGGUGCUUCACAGCCUGUGGAUCAAGUAAAUGUCAAUAGCAAUACAGAGGCUCCUAGGAAUUCUGAGGAUCUUUUGAAGUAUCGUCCCAACCCAGAUAUGCUUAAUAACAAAUCUGUGGUCGCCUCUGGGGAUGCUGUGGGUGUAUAUCGGCCACCAAAAUUGGUCCCAGUAGAAAUGGAAGGUGGCAGAAUAUCGAGGGAAAAAAGGAAUGAAGUGAGAAAAGAGAAAGAGAUGGUUAGACGAUCAAGACUGGGCUUCCAAAAAGAUUUGUUUGAUGACUUGCAGGGGAAGCCUGAAGAGGUUAAAGAAUCCUUUGGAAACGAGAGUAGGGAGUUUGAAAAAUAUCAGAGAAACUGGGAAGCACGUGAGAAAGAGGAAGAAGACCAAUUCAUCCGUGCGCCUAUCACAAAGAAGGAGAAGAAAGAGUUGAGGAAUUUAAAGAGGUCAAGAGGCGGGUUGGAUGGUUUGACUGAUGGUUUCGAUAUCAAAUUCUUACCAUUGGAUGAUGGUGCUGGUGAACAACAGAAAGCUAGAAAUGGCAGUGUUGGAAUGAGGAAGCACAAGAAACACAAGGUAUGCUCAGAAAUGUUGAUGAUAGCUUUUCCUUGUUUGUGUAAUUCCCAAGUUUGACUUCCUACGUUUUGUACUCUGUAUGGAUGUUCAUAGAACUAAGAGUUGAAAAACAAAUUGCGCAUGCGUGCUGCGAGGCUGAGAUCAUUUAGAGGAUAGCUUAAGCAACAAACUAUAAUAUAUUGUUUAUGGGUAGUAUGGAUGCUGUUGUAACGAUCCUUGCCAUGGGGAGUUCUUUUUUUUCUGUUUUUUUGGCGUGAUGAAUGUUGCUGCUGUAGUAUCUUUUGGGUAUAUCUCUAGCUGAUUUAUGUCAUCGCUUUAUCAUAUGCAGAGGAGGCAUUGAGCACAAGAAAAGCUGAGAUCCC
Molecule: messenger RNA, 1472 nt
Organism: Linum tenue
Lineage: Eukaryota; Viridiplantae; Streptophyta; Magnoliopsida; Malpighiales; Linaceae
Source: the annotation of a GenBank genome assembly